Neohortaea acidophila is the source of this 1113-nucleotide messenger RNA. Its product is annotated as PQ loop repeat-domain-containing protein. The transcript has a single exon. Lineage: Eukaryota; Fungi; Ascomycota; Dothideomycetes; Mycosphaerellales; Teratosphaeriaceae. Bases 269 to 1078 code for a protein of 269 amino acids. The record is from RefSeq and is a predicted model, not a curated record.
CAUGACCCCUCCUUCGGCGUCUCGUCAGAGCAGCUGCGGGUCAGGAUGACUUUGCGGGGCCGUGAUUGGUCAUUGCCGGCAUACCCUCGCUGCGACACUUCCCGAUUAGGAAGGGCUAGGAGAAACGUCUAGAAGUCGCGAUGGACCCUCGCUCGCCCGACUUGCCUCGUCCAAAGCACGUGCACGCUUCUGGACCUCGCAUUGUCGUCACGGUCGAUCGAUUGCGUGUUUCUAGACUAUCUAUAGCCUAUCCACCCACACUUUGUUAAUGCCCACCGACCACACGGCAAGCGUCCUCAGCAACGUCUUCGGAACCCUAGGCGCAGUCUGCUGGUCCAUCCAACUCCUCCCGCAAAUCCUGCUCAACCACCGCCGCCAUGCCGCCUCCGGCCUCUCGCCAACCUUCAUGCUCUGUUGGGCGUGUGCAGGCAUCCCGCUAGGCGUGUACAACAUCGUGCAGCGCUUCAACGUAGCCUUGCAACUGCAGCCGCAGAUUCUGACGACGUUGAGUUUGAUCACUUGGGCGCAAUGCCAGUAUUAUGAGCGCAAGUGGAAUCUGCGGAAGGCGGCUGGUGUCUCGCUGGCUGUUGCUGCGUUGAUGGGUGGUGUGGAGGUUGGUCUUGUCUUCGCCGUGGACGUUGCUGUGAAGCGAGGGGUCGAUUGGCCUGCAACAUUAAUGGCCGUGCUCGCCGCUGUCUUUCUCGCUCUGGGUGUGUUGGAGCAGUAUCUCGCCAUCUGGAAGACGAAGAGUGUCGAGGGCGUCUCCUUCCUCUUCUGUGGUCUCGACGCCUUGGGCGACCUCACCUCUAUCGUGUCAGUAUGCUUCGAGCCUAAGCUCCAGAUCGUGGCAUUGGUCACGUAUGCCCUCGAGCUCGUCUUGUGGAUUGGAGUGUUUGCCUGCGGGACUUAUCUCCGCUUCUUUCCAUGGAUUCGAGCGGUCAUGUCAAAGCGAAGCGCAGGAGAGGAGGCCCCUACAAUAAAUGCUCAUAUCACUUUACACGAGAUGCCAUCGUCGACCUCGGUCUUCCGCACGCCGUCGCAGACAGAUGAAAUCAGGUUCAGACGGCCAGGUGCAUAGCUAGGUUAGUUUCGUGCUUGUGUCGAGAGAGCAAA